UUUUAUCCCUAAUACAUAUAUGAAUUUGGUCUAAUUGCAGUCGAUUUUAAAUGGCUUCGUUGGGAUUGCAGAUUUCAAUUGAACUACUGUCUAGAUUUGUCAGUGAGUCACUCAUGUGUGGACAAAUAUGAAUUUUUUGCUCUGUGUAUUCCAAAUAUGGACAAAUAUGGACAAAAGGGGGGAUGAAUGAGGAGACUGAUGGAAGAUCUAAGAAGACGUGAUGUUGAUCUAACUUUUCGUUUCCAACUUUUUAAUUAGGGCAAGGUGAAGGUUCUGUCAAGGAGACGAACCUCGUGAAUGAAACAGUCAGGUUUGCCAUGGAGUAUACUGAUGCAAGUCCUAUCGAUGAGUAUGGGUGAAAACUCCAACAACGCAGCUGGGCUUCUACCAAAUCCUGUCGCUGAUCCUCAAACUGGAAUGCGGGGAUUAAUAAACUCCAUACUACUCAUUCAUGGGCGUUCCUCGAAGUCAAUGUUAUUCCACAGUAUAAUCAACUGGUAAGGAAUCCAAACCUGAAGUGAUCGUUGGCAUCCGAGAUUCUGGAAGAUAUGCAGCUGAAUUGCCAGUUCAUUCAUAGUGUAUUGAGUACUGAUAUGGAAGCGCUUCAAAAUUUAACUGCUGAAUGUGAUUUGGAUUCAAAACAGGGGUCUGAUUAUGGUGAGAAAGAAGUGGUGGAGGGGAAUGUGUUAAUGUUGGAGUGGUUGGCUGGCUGGUUCUUGUGUGUGUCUGUGUUGGCGGUGGUACUCUUGUACCUGGAGUUUAGCUGCUGGUUGUGUUGUCUUUAUGCGCAUCUCAACUUCAUGUCCAGGUUGAAUUUUGUUGGAGGUCAUAUGUGUUGGAAUACCCGUACAUUUUCUGCAUCAGCCGGUGGCGAGGCCUUCUGUAAUGGACAGACAAGCCAUGUUAGCGAAACUGAUCGGGUGGAUAGAUCUCUUCUAGUGACUGAAUUUGGAUAUGAACAUGAUGAUGCAUGGGAAACAAAUAUAUAUUUAAAUAAUUUACUGAUAUCAGCAGGGUCUUGCGUAUUGAAUGCCAAACGUCGGAAUUACAUGAACUGGUAA
Molecule: messenger RNA, 1061 nt
Organism: Papaver somniferum (opium poppy)
Lineage: Eukaryota; Viridiplantae; Streptophyta; Magnoliopsida; Ranunculales; Papaveraceae
Exons: 11
Coding region: 549-1061 (170 amino acids)
Source: RefSeq, a predicted model, not a curated record